UCGUUCUUUGGUGUGGGCGCUCCCGAGGCCAUCCUGGUGGGGGUGGUGGCGCUGGUGGUGUUUGGGCCCAAGGGGCUGGCGCAGGCGGCCAAGAGCUUGGGGUCCACGCUGCGCUCCUUUGCGCCCACCAUCCGCGAGAUCACCAGCGUGUCUCAGGAGCUGAAGAGCACG
Molecule: messenger RNA, 171 nt
Organism: Chlorella variabilis
Lineage: Eukaryota; Viridiplantae; Chlorophyta; Trebouxiophyceae; Chlorellales; Chlorellaceae
Exons: 1
Biological process (GO): protein transport
Source: RefSeq, a predicted model, not a curated record